This is a messenger RNA of Fibroporia radiculosa, 243 nucleotides long. RefSeq lists its product as uncharacterized. The transcript has 2 exons. The coding region runs from base 1 to 243 and encodes 80 amino acids. The record is from RefSeq and is a predicted model, not a curated record. Lineage: Eukaryota; Fungi; Basidiomycota; Agaricomycetes; Polyporales; Fibroporiaceae.
AUGUCCUCAGCCCUUCCGCUAAGGCUCGGUUCCCCAGCUGGUGGUGCAUCUGGAAAGAUGACUCCUACAGAUGCAUCGCGCAUACAGUCCACACAGACCAAGAAGGGCAACGACGUUGGAAAGAGCACCUUCACUUCUCGUGUUCAGAGCGCUGCUUCCCGCAACGCAGCUGGUACCCCUCCCGCCCCCGCUACCACGACCCCGAGCCAACCCAAGGGUGCAAAGGGUGCAAAGGCUGUAUAA